Messenger RNA from Truncatella angustata, 21744 nucleotides. RefSeq lists its product as uncharacterized. Bases 458 to 21274 code for a protein of 6938 amino acids. NCBI's taxonomy places the organism in Eukaryota, Fungi, Ascomycota, Sordariomycetes, Amphisphaeriales, Sporocadaceae. The record is from RefSeq and is a predicted model, not a curated record. The transcript has a single exon. Gene Ontology annotation, cellular component: cytoplasm. Gene Ontology annotation, biological process: secondary metabolite biosynthetic process; amino acid activation for nonribosomal peptide biosynthetic process. Gene Ontology annotation, molecular function: phosphopantetheine binding; catalytic activity.
CGUAAUGUUAUCGUGCGGGGAAGAGGAGUGUGCCAAGUAUAGUGGUGUGAAGGGGUUGUAUAGGCGAUGCGGAAGUCAGCAUUUAGUAGCCCUCUUGUUGUGGAGUAAUCAGAAGGAUUCAAUAAAGGACCCAAAACAGUGGGAUCAAAGGAACGGUCAUACGAGGAACACGCACUGUAAGCGAUGUAUCUCGGUUCUUAUGGCACACUUACCUUGGCGGUCACGGCAUUCCCUGAUUUGAGACACUCAGUGCGUGUGCACAAUAUCUGAGUUGAAGCUCGGAUGAAUGAUCCUUUGAGGAAUUUUUCUGCAUGGAGGCCCUUACCUGAAUCAUUGCUUGAACUCGGCUGUUACCCAAAGUGAGCGAGCACACUGUUACGCAUUACCUGGUUCCAUCGUCCAACAUUUUGAAGAAAGGAACCAUAUUUCUACACACAAAGACAAUUUGCUGUCAAUCAUGGACAUGAAAACCGACAGAACCAUUGGAAAAACUUCUUUCUUGGAUGAAGACCAAGUUGAAGCAAUAUGGAGUCUAAACGGCCUCUUGCCGGAUAUGGUCGACGACUGCAUGCACGCCAUAAUUGCAUCUCAAGGUACUCGUCAUCCGGAAAAGAUAGCUGUUGAUGCAUGGGAUGGUCUUCUGACCUACAGGGAGCUGGAACAGCUGUCAAAUCGGUUAGCAUACCAACUUGUUCGCUUCGGUGUCCGGCCGGGGGCGGUUGUACCGCUCUGUUUCGAGAAGUCGAUGUGGACCGUCGUGGCCAUGAUAGGCGUUCUCAAGGCUGGCGGUGCCUUCGCCCUACUUGAUAUAAACCAGCCGGAGGCCCGCUUGCGGGAGGUCAUCGAGCAAUGUCAGGCCAAAGUCGUUUGCGCCUCAAUCGGCAGCCGAGCACUCUGUUCACGUGCGCAAGCGCCAGUCCUCGUAGUCGAAUUAGUGCUGCAACAGGAACUUCACGAGGAAAAAGCCACUGUCUUACCCGAGCCCAAUCCAACUUGGCCAAUGUACGUUUGUUUCACCUCUGGGAGUACCGGAAGGCCCAAGGGAAUCGUUAUCACGCAUUCCGCAUUCUGCAGCGCGCGUAAGCACCAGGCCGAUGCGUUCCACUUUUGCGCGGAAGCGAGGGUGUUCGACUUCGCGUCCUACAGCUUCGAUGUGGCUGUCUACAAUACAAUGAUGACCUUGUCUGUUGGAGCAUGUCUUUGUAUUCCAUCGGAGGAGCAACGCAAAGGGAACCUGAAUCAAUCAUUGAGGGACAUGGCUGCAACAAUGGUGGCUCUCACACCCUCAACUUCUAGGCUUCUGGAGCCCGAAAACUUACCAGAUUUGCAUACCCUGAUACUAUCUGGAGAGGCUGUCAGCCCCGGCGAUCUAGAAAGAUUGAAGCGCGGUAACUUCCGCGUCCUCAAUGCAUAUGGUCCCGCAGAGUGUACGCCUAUGAGCACCUUGAACGCAGACGCAAUCACGCCGGAGAUAUCGACAAACAUAGGGAGAGGAAUAGGAGCUCUGACUUGGGUCGUUGAUCCGAAUGAUCACACGAAACUUGUACCAAGGGGAACUACCGGAGAACUUCUGCUAGAAGGACCGGUUCUAGCGCAAGGAUACCUUGGAGAACCGGAGAAGACAGCGACUGCAUUUAUCAAUGAUCCUGCGUGGCUGAUCCAAGGCGCCCUGAACCGUCCCGGCCGACGGGGACGCUUGUAUAAGACGGGAGACCUUGUGUGUUAUAAUGCAGACGGUAGUUUGAGCUUUGUUGGCCGAAAGGAUGCGCAGGUGAAAAUUCACGGCCAGCGUUUAGAACUCGGGGAGGUGGAACAUCACGUGCGGCAAUCGAUAUCGUUCGUUGAUCAAGUAGUCGCUGAAGUCAUCGAGCUUGGAGGCCAGAAAGAGAGACCCAUGUUGGCGGUAUUUCUGACGGGCCAGGGAGGAUUGUGUGACCCAAAGCGAGUUACAGAUGAUAUGGAGCUAGUAAGUGUGCACAAGAGCAUUGAAACGGCGCUCUCGCAAUCAUUGUUGCCGUACAUGAUUCCCUCGCUAUACUUACGGAUUUCCAUAAUGCCGUUGUCGGUGACCGGGAAGAUUGACCGGGCCCGGCUGCGCGAAAUGGGCUCGAUCCUAUCCGCACAACGGUUGGUUGAGCUUCGUGGAUCAGCAAACGGGCAGAGUCACCAACUGCAAACGGAUAUCGAGAUAGUCCUGCGAGGCCUUUGGGCAGAUGUACUCCACGUCAAGGCAGAUAGCAUCAGUAUAGAUGAUGAUUUCAUCUUGCUAGGUGGCGACUCGAUUGCAGCAAUGAAGUUGGUAGGAGCGGCUCGCAAGGUUGGCAUCGCCAUUUCCGUCGCAGAUGUAUUCCGCUCCCCGACCCUUAGAGUGCAAGCUCAAAUUCAAGCUGGGAUAGCACUACCCAAUGAGGAGACAACAACGCCGUUUUGUCUCAUCGCUGGCGACUUGGGACCCCAACGGCUUCGCAAGGACCUGGCCAUGCUCUGCAAUCUGAAAGACCCUUCAUUCAUCGAGGACGCUUACCCGUGCACUCCACUUCAAGAAGGCAUGUUCUCGCUCGCGACGAAAAGGACUGGCGACUACGUCUUACAGGCUGUACUCGAUAUAUGUGACAGUGUGCAACCUGAGUUGUUCAAGACAGCAUGGGAAGAGAUAUACUGGUCCGCGGCAAUUUUCCGAACGAGAAUUGCGCAGCACAGUCAAUUCGGAUUGAUACAAGUGGUGUGUAGGGACGACGUCCACUGGUCACAGGCUUCCGAGCUGGAUGACUAUCUUGAGAAGGACAAGGCAGCAUCGAUGGGUUUGGGCGAUAGCCUCUUACGGUUUGCUCUGAUUGGGAAUACAAUCAAGCCACGGUGGUUUGUGUUGACCAUGCAUCAUGCGUUGUAUGACGGAUGGUCGCUGCAGCUUGUGACAAAUCUCGUCAAGAAAAGUAUUCAAGGUAAACUAGUGAGAGGGGCGAUUGACAAGAAACUGGGCUUCGGUGUCUUUGUGCAGCACGUUGUCGAAAAAGACGAUAGAGAUAUCGAGGCAUACUGGCAGUCGUACUUGGCGAAUAAUGAGUUUGCUACGUUCCCAUCGUUGCCUGUGGCGCUCAGGGAACCCAUGGCAAAUGCUAGCCUCGAGAUGAGACUUCCAUCAAAAGCGCAGGCUGGAGUGACGUUAUCGACGAUGAUCCGCGGAGCAUUAGCUGUAUUGUUGAGUCAUUACACAGGAUCUACGGAUGUGGUUUUUGGUGCGACCGUAUCAGGCCGGAACGCCCCAGUGACGGGCAUCGAGGACAUCUUAGGGCCGACCAUUGCGACGGUACCUAUUCGUGUGCAAAUGAGAAAAGAACAAACGACAUCCGACUAUCUUAAAGGUUUGCAACAAGGGGCGACCGAUAUGAUUGCCUAUGAACAAAUCGGAUUACAGCGGCUUGCAAAGAUGAGCGAAGAAGGCCGAAACGCCUGUGAAUUUCAGACCUUACUCGUGGUCCAACCGCAAGAAGAUGAGCUAGAGUCGGAUGAUGUACUAGGGAAAUGGCAGACAUCAUCUACCAAGCAAGAAUUCAUUACUUAUGCUAUCACACUGGAAUGCUUCAUAUCAAGUGAUAGUAUACUGGCUAGGGUGAAUUUUGAUAAGCGGGUAGUGGAUGAAUGGAGAAUGGGGAAAAUGCUGCAGCAACUCAGUGUCAUCCUUGAACAGCUGGCCAACGCUCCACCGGAUCUGAAAGUAGGAAACAUUCAAGCCUUUACAGCAGAGGACAGAUCAGUCGUACAGGAGUGGAACAAAACGGACCCUGAUGUUACGGAGAGAUGCAUACACGACAUUAUCGGUGAGCAUGCGCAGGCCGAGCCAGACGCACCAGCUAUAGAUGCAUGGGAUGGCAAGCUGACGCGCAGAGACCUGGACGAGCUAUCUACGCAAUUAUCACACCAACUUACAGCGGUGGGUGUUGGCCCAGAAGUGAUAGUUCCGUUAUGCUUCGAGAAAUCGAUGUUCACGGUGGUUGCGAUCCUCGGCGUGCUCAAAGCAGGAGGGGCGUUCGUGCUCCUGGACCCUGGUCUUCCCGACAGCAGAUUGCGACAGCUGUGCUCUCAGGUAAAUGCUAACGUCGCCGUAACAUCUCCAUCUUGCCAAUCUAGACUCUCCGACUUCAUCUCCCUGACUCUGGUCGUGAGCUGGCAGCUUUUCAAGUCAUCGGAAUAUCCUAAGGCGGUAUUGGACUCCAUAUCAUUGGAUCCAAGCCAUGCUGCUUAUAUCAUUUUUACCUCAGGCAGUACAGGUGUUCCCAAGGGUGUUGUUGUUGAACAUCGUUCAUACUGCUCAGCUGUAAUCAGUCAUCGAGACUUGAAUAUGGACGCCAACAUGCGCACUCUACAAUUCGGGUCUUAUAAUUUUGCCGGGUCCCUUGUGGAGAUGUUAAUGACUCUGAUUCACGGUGGUUGCUUAUGCAUUUUGUCUGAAGAGGAGCGUGGUAGCGAGUUAGCGCGAGCAAUCCGUCGACUUGACGCUAACUGGACAUUCUUAACGUCGACCGUUCUGGCCAACUUAAAUCCAGAUGAUGUACCAUGUUUGAAGACAAUAUGUGUGGGUGGUGAGCCAAUAAGGAGCUAUCAAAUUGAGCAAUGGGCCUCGAGAGUCCAUUUACGGCAAACCUAUGGAUCUGCAGAACUAUCCGGCGUCGUGGGGUCAGCUCGACUGAGUAGAUCAUCGGUCCCUGCUGAUGUUGGUAAAGCGGUCAGUGGUAGGAUUUGGCUGGUCAAUCCAGAUAACAUUGAUCAGCUUGCUCCAUUAGGAGUCCCUGGAGAAAUCAUCUUAGAAGGGCCAGUGGUCGGCCGCGAGUAUAUCGGGCAACCUCAGAAAACCGCUGCAGCUUUUGUUGGAAUGCCAACCUGGAGGGCGUCUUUCGGCCCACGCAAGCCGGCAUCACGAUUCUAUAAAACCGGCGAUUUAGCCAUGUAUAAAAGUGAUGGGUCAGUCCAGUUGCUCGGCAGGAAAGAUACACAGGUCAAGUUGCGGGGGCAACGUAUCGAGGUGGGAGAAGUAGAGCAUCAGGCAAGACUGGCUACCCCUGAAGUGAAAGAAGUUGCUGUGGAACUUAUUACUAUCCCUGGUACCAUCAAAGGUCCAGAACUAGUAGGGUUCCUUGUGCUACGAGAAAGGCAAAGACAUGCAGAGCCGUCGAACAGGAAAUUUGAAGGCUAUAGCAAAUCAGUAAGCACAGCUCUCAGGUGUGUUCAGGCUAGAUUGGAGAGUGUACUGCCUCACUACAUGGUUCCAUCGCUCCUGGUACCCAUACCAGAGCUCCCACUCACAGCAUCGAGGAAGACGGAUCGAAAGCGUCUCCGCGAAAUGGGAUCGGCGCUGUCGGCUGACCAAUUGAAUGGGCUGCGUACUCUGGCAGCAGGAGAGAAAAGACAGCCACGUACAGUAGCUGAGCGCCAUCUGCUUGAUCGGUGGGCCAAGGUACUAGAUAUCAAUGCCAGCAGUAUUGGUAUCGAUGAUAGCUUCUUUCGGCUAGGUGGUGAUUCGAUCGCUGCGAUGAAGCUUACCGGAUUAGCCCGUAAGUCCGGACUUGCUCUGGCAGUUGCCGACAUCUUCCGGCACCCUACCCUUCUCGCCCAAGCUCAGCUUCUCACGAGCGUGACAUAUUCUGCUGAUGAAGCUGUGCUUCCCUUUUCUCUCAUCGGCGAAGAUCAAAAGGUCCAUGCACUCCGUGAUGAAGUCGCUGCUCUCUGCGAUGUUGACGGCUCGUUCAUUGAAGACGCAUAUCCUUGCCUCCCGCUGCAGGAGGGUCUUCUAUCGCUUAGCGCUAAGAACACUGGCGAUUACGUGUUGCAGAGCGUGCUAGCACUUUCUGAAGAUGUUAACCUCGAGACUUUCCAGGCCGCGUGGGGAGCAGCUGUUAAGUCAAUAGCCAUACUGCGUACCCGAAUUGUACAGCAUAGCCGGCUGGGACUCUUACAAGUUAUAUGCGACGACAAGAUUCGUUGGAAUCAUGCACAGGAACUAACGAAUUAUCUAGAGCAAGAUAAGCUGGAACCUAUGGAGCUAGGCCAUCAACUGUCACGAUAUGGUCUAGUUGGUGACAGCCAGACCAGAUCACGCUACUUCGUGUGGACGGUACAUCAUGCAUUGUUUGAUGGAUGGUCACUUCCGCUUAUAUUGGAUGUUGUCCACACUGCUUAUAGCGCCAAUGAAAUGGUAAAACCGAUAGGUUUCAAUUCUUUCGUCAAAUAUGUGGUUGGUUUGUCUGAGGCAGAUGCCAGGGAGUAUUGGCAACUUUACUUGGCGGACGCCGAAUGCGCACCAUUUCCUGCCUUGCCGCCAUCAGUGGAAGAGCCAGCGGCUGAUGCAACCCUGGAGCUGGAGUUCACAUCAGAUUUGAAGACCGAGACAAUAACGUCGUCUAUCUUACUCCGUGGAGCGUUGGCCAUUUUAAUCCACCAGUAUACAGGCGCCUCGGAUAUCCUAUUCGGAGCAACUGUCGCUGGCCGAAACGCACCCAUAGUGGGAGUCGACGAGAUCAUCGGCCCGACCAUUGCUACAGUACCAAUUCGAGUACAGGUGGAAGAAGGGCAGUCGGUCAUGGACUAUCUUAAGAUGGUGCAGCGGGACGCCGUAGAAAUGAUUGCAUACGAACAAACAGGUCUGCAGCGCAUUACAAAAAUCGGCGAUAACGGUCGUGAUGCUUGUGGAUUUCAGACCCUACUCGUGGUUCAUCCAGCGGAAGAGAAAUCUAGGCAGGAUAGCACACUUGGGACUUGGCAGCCAACUUCAGAUAACAAUAAAGGUUUUGUGACCUAUGCUUUAACACUCGAAUGCUUCCUUAGGAGCGAGGGGUUCAAGGUAAGGGCGAGCUAUGAUACGAAAGUGAUUAGUUCUUGGAAGAUGCAACAUUUGUUGCAGCACCUUGGCAUCCUCGUAGAUCGAUUGGCAAACUCGGAGCCAAGCCGGUUAAUCAACGAUGUGUGUGCAGUAACCGAAAAGGACGUGGCCAUCAUCCUGGAAUUGAAUAAGCCCAUGGCAGACUUGGCCGAUUCGUGUAUCCACAGUCUCAUAACUGGACAGGCCCAGAAACGACCGGCCGCAUCAGCAGUCCAAGCCUGGGAUGGAGCUCUCACCUACCAAGAGCUGGAGGAACUAUCCGAAAGGCUAGCAUGCUAUUUUAUGACGUUCGGGGUCGGGCCGGAAGUAAUAGUACCCCUUUGCUUCGAGAAGUCCAUGUGGACAGUGGUCGCAAUGUUGGGCGUGCUAAAAGCUGGUGGUGCAUUUGUCCUUCUUGAUCCAGGACUACCUCAUAGCAGAGUCGAGAAGCUCUGCCGUUUAGUGAAAGCAACAAUUGGAGUGACAUCAUCCAUUUGCAAGACGAGGCUUUCUGAUUUUACGCCCGACACCAUUGUGGUGGAUUGGAAAUUACUCCGGGCAAUCUCAGCUUGUGAAUUCCCGCAGCGGUCAGAUUCGGGACCAGCCAAUGCUGCCUAUGUUAUCUUCACCUCGGGAAGUACUGGAGAACCAAAAGGAGUCGUCAUCGAGCACCGUUCCUACUGCUCCGCCGCACUCGGACACGGAUUGAGAAUGAAUAUGGGUACAAACACUCGCGCACUGCAAUUCGGCUCUUACAACUUCGCCGGCGCCAUCAUGGAAAUUUUAAUGACACUCAUCUAUGGUGGGUGUGUCUGUGUUCUAUCGGAAGAACAACGCGGAACUCAGCUUAUACAUACUAUUCGCGAACUGAAUGCUAAUUGGGCAUUUCUCACUUCAACUGUAUUAGCUAAUAUAAGCCCUCAAGAUGUGCCAUCCCUUCGAACAAUAUGCGUUGGCGGCGAACCGAUCCGUGCCGCUCAGAUUAAGGAGUGGGCAUCACAGGUUCAUCUACGCCAGACGUACGGCAGUGCUGAAACAUCUGCAGUUGUCUCUUCCGCGUUACUAGAUAUAUCUUCUGUGACGGGCGAUGUCGGAAAGGCAACCACAGGCAGGUAUUGGAUUGUUGAUCCCGCAGACCCCGAUAAACUUGUGCCCAUAGGCGCCCCUGGCGAGGUCCUUAUCGAAGGACCAACAAUUGGGCGUGAGUAUAUAGGAGAUGCGGUAAGGUCUUCGAAGGCUUUUAUCUCUCCUCCUGCCUGGAGAGCUGCAUUCGGUCCGCAUCACCCAGCGUCUCGAUUCUAUAGGACAGGAGACCUCGCUGCAUAUAAGCAAUAUGGUGCUAUUGAGCUGCUUGGCCGGAAAGAUACGCAGAUUAAACUGCGUGGCCAGCGCAUUGAAACUGGUGAAAUUGAAUAUCACGCGAAGCUAGCCACACCGGCUGUCAAAGAGGCAGCCGUAGAGCUUGCCCAUAUUCAAGACAACCGCUCAAAAGGUCCAGAGCUAGUAGGAUUCCUUGUAAUGGGAACACACCAGGGAAAUGCCAACUACAGAAGCCCAAAAGAUGGACAAUUUGACGAAUGGACACGUACGAUCAUCCAACGCACUCAGGCCAGACUGGAGAAGGCAUUGCCUCACUACAUGGUUCCCUCGGUUUUGGUCCCAAUACCACAAUUACCGCUGACUGUUUCUGGAAAAACAGAUCGGAGACGACUACGUGAAAUGGGCUCGGCCUUAACUCUGCAGGAGCUCGCAAGUUUGCGGUCUGCGAUGCGUGGCGAAAGACGAUACCCACGGACGGAGGCGGAACACCGAUUACAAGCAUUAUGGUCUCAAGUCCUCCAGGUCGAAGCUGGUAAUAUCAGCGUGGAUGAUAGCUUUUUUCGAUUAGGCGGUGAUUCAAUUGCUGCCAUGAAGCUUGUUGUGUCAGCCCGUAUGGUUGGUGUCACACUGGCAGUUGCAGAUAUCUUCCGACAUCCGAUACUCGCUACCCAAGCCCAAAUCGAGAUAACCACAGCGAAAGAGCUAAGUUCAGAGCCUAUAGGACCGUUUUCGCUUCUCGGCGAUGGAAUGACGUCGAAUGGUAUUUGUAACGAUUUGGCUGUCCUCUGCAACCUGGACGCAUCGCUCAUCGAGGAUGCUUAUCCAUGCACUCCAUUGCAAGAAGGUCUGUUAUCACUUACAGGCAAAAGAAAAGGAGACUACACAAUGCAGGCUGUACUCGAGAUAUCAAAAGACGUGGAAUUGGCAUCUUUACAGGCAGCAUGGGAAGAUGUGGUAGCUUCAACUCCAAUCCUCCGCUCCAGGAUCGUGCACCAUAAGGAACUGGCCCUCCUACAAGUAGUGUGUAAGGGAAACAUCGAAUGGAGGCGAGCUGAGAACCUGGAGAAUUAUCUUAGAACAGAUAAACUGGUUUCUAUGGGGCUGGGGAACUGCUUAUCGCGUUUUACUCUUGUCGACGAAGGUCCAAAACGACCACGGUUCUUGGUCUGGACUCUACAUCAUGUGUUGUACGACGGCUGGUCGUUCCCGCUGUUGUUGGAACUUGCUAGCAAUGCCUACUGGGGUAAAACGAUGGCCAAGCGGACCGAGUUUAGGGCAUUCGUCAAGCAAACCUUACACGUGAGGCACGCACGUGAUGAUGCUGAGACGUAUUGGCGAGCAUAUCUAGCCCAGGGAGAUUUUGUACCAUUCCCGACUCUACAAGCUAUAGGUCAAGAACCAAAGGCAGACGAAACUCUGGAAUGCAGUCUCCCCCUCACCACGAAAACAGAAGUGACGGUCUCCACACUCAUUCGUGGGGCAAUGGCCAUCCUCAUAAGCCAAUAUACCGGCUCUAAAGAUGUAGUUUUCGGCGCGACUGUGUCUGGUCGUAACGCAGCAGUUAUUGGCAUCGAAGAGAUUAUCGGGCCGACCCUCGCAACGGUUCCUGUACGAAUCCGGGUUCAAGACGACUUUACCGUGUCAGAGUUCUUCGACAAGAUACAACAACAAGCCACGGAGAUGAUAGCGUAUGAGCAAACUGGUCUUCAUCGGAUCGCAAAAAUGGGCGAAAGCUGUCGUGAUGCCUGUGGCUUUCAAACGUUACUUGUUGUGCAGCCAGAGGAAAGACCUCAGAGCGAUGAUGUUCUUGGGGUUUGGAAGACAUCACCUGACCAGGAAGGAUUCAAUACCUAUGCCGUCGUCUUGGAAUGCAUCCUGAGCACUGAUGAGGUUAGAUUAAAAGUGGGGUUUGACUCCUCGAUCAUCAGCAAGUGGCAAUUACAGAAUAUGAUUCGACAGAUCAGCAGUAUCCUAAGCCAAGUAGCAGAUGCACCGCCAGAUCGAACUCUCAGAGAUAUCAAUAUAUUGACGGCCGAAGAUGAAACCACAAUCUGGGGUUGGAACAAGAGUGUUCCAGAGUCCAUUGAAAGCUGUGUGCACGAUCUCAUCAGCAAACGAGAAAAUGUUUACCCAGAUCUACCAGCAGUAUCUGCUUGGGAUGGAGAGCUCAGUUAUAGAGAACUAGAAGAGCUAUCUUCGCGGCUAGCAUAUCGCUUGGCUGAUCUUGGAGUCGGGUUCGAGGCAGGGGGCGUGGAUACAAUAAUCCCGAUUUGUCUUGAAAAGUCGAAAUGGGUAGUAGUAGCGAUACUAGCAGUCCUAAAAUCUGGUUGCGCGUUUUUGCUUAUCGAUCCGACUCAAGCAGCAGAUCGAACAGAUCGUAUCAUGGAAUUUGGUUCCAAGGUCAUAUUGACAUCUACCCAAAAAGCAUAUCUUGUAGCUCGCCCAGGCUAUACUCUUAUCUCUGUCGACACUGAUAUACGAUCUUCUCUGCCUAACACUUAUGGCAAGAUCCAAUUUCACGUGUCCCCAAGCUCAGCAGCUUACAUGAUGUUUACAUCUGGUAGUACUGGAAACCCCAAAGGCAUUCUAAUCGAGCACCGUGCAGCGGCUACUAGCUGUAUAUCCCAUGGCUCCGCAGCAGGCUUUAAUAAAAGCACGCGAACAUUGCAAUUUUCAUCUUAUGCAUUUGAUGCAUGUAUUGUGGAAAUUCUUACCACACUACUUUUUGGAGGAUGUGUUUGCAUACCAUCCAGCAGCGAUCUGUUGACGGAUAUUGGAAAAGCGAUUAGCAAUCAGCGUGUCAAUACUGCUAUAUUAACACCUUCUGUUGUUCGGCUGCUUGAACCAGUUUCAAUCCAAUCUCUGAAAACCGUCGUUCUGUGUGGCGAAACGCCGACAGAUGCCGAUCUGAAGCAACUGGCUGCAGUCCCAGCUGUAUUCAACGGAUACGGUCCAGCAGAAUGUGCAGUCUGCUGUUCAGUCGGCAGAAUAGACUUCCAAGAGGCAAGGUCUUAUAUUGGUCGAGCAGUCGGAUCAGUAUCCUGGCUUGUAGCACCAGAAGAUCACAACCGCCUUGUGCCGAUAGGUGCAAUAGGUGAGUUGCUUAUUGAAGGAGCAACUCUGGCACGAGGCUAUCACCAUCGCCCAGGUGAGACGGCAGCGGCUUUUAUUAGAGACCCAGCUUGGCUGCUUCGCGGUACCCAAAGCCAUUCGGGUCGACACGCACGUCUUUACAAAACGGGUGACUUGGUACGAUAUAACGAAAAUGGCACCUUGAAUUACCAUGGUCGGAAGGAUACGCAGGUAAAGAUUCGUGGUCAACGCCUAGAGCUCGGCGAAGUUGAGCACCACGUCCGGGAGUGCUUGGGAUCGCGCGGCCAGAUAGUUGCAGAUAUGGUCAAGCUCAAAGGCGGAAACGAGAAUUUAAUACUGGCGGCUUUCAUAACCGGCCAUGUUGACGGGGAAAGCAGUAAAGAAGUCACCAUCCAACGGUUAUCGCAGGUAUCAGAGGGCAUAGAGUUAGUACGGGUGCCUACAGUUGUGGAGACAGCUCUGUCGCAGAGACUCCCAUUGUACAUGAUACCUGCCGUAUACUUUCGUUUUGCUAGUUUCCCUCUUUCGGCAUCGGGAAAGAUAGACCGAAAGCGAUUGCGCGAGAUAGGAGCAUUCCUGUCUGUCAAGGAUGUAGCUGACAUAUAUACGAUGGCAGACGGAGAAAAGCGACAGCCACAGACCGAGGACGAACACUUACUUCGAGCAAUAUGGGCGCAGGUGCUCAAUCUUGACGUUGGAGACAUUGGUAUCGAUGACAACUUUAUCCGGCUUGGAGGUGACUCUAUAACAGCCAUGAUUACUGUGGGCGAAGCUCGCCGGUUAGGCUUUGAAAUAGGAGUGGCAGACGCCCUUCAUCAACCCGACCUGCAUCAUCUUGCUAGCAAAGCACGACACUUGUCAGAGAAAUCUCUCAAAAAUAUCCCACGAAGUCAUAGCCAAGGGUCUGUGGAACAGUCAUAUGCCCAAGGGCGACUUUGGUUCUUGGAGCAGCUGUAUCCCGGUUCGACUCAGUAUCUCAUGCCAUUCGCGAUACGGCUACGCGGACAACUCCAGAUUGAUUCCCUCAACACUGCACUUCAGGCAUUAGAGAACCGCCACGAAACGCUCCGAACAAUUUUUACAUCUCAGAACGGUGUCGACCUGCAAGUUGUUCGGUCAUUCCAGCCAAUGGACUUACGAAUGGUCGACAUCCCAUUGGGUGAUGAGAUCAGCAUGUUGCAGGCCUUGCAACGAGAGCAGAAUACCCCCUUUGAUCUUAAGACCGAGACAGGUUGGAGAGUCUUGGUAUACCGGCUACGUGAUGAGGAGUACGUGUUGUCAAUUGUCAUGCAUCAUAUUAUUUCCGAUGGCUGGUCUGUCAAUGUUCUCCAAAAAGAAUUGGCAAAAUUCUACUCCGCUGCCAUUCGCGGUCAGGAUCCUCUGUCGAAAGUAAAUGCUCUACCAAUUCAGUAUCGAGACUACGCUCUAUGGCAAAGGACGCAGUAUCAGAUGGAUGAGCACCAGCGGCAACUCGAGUACUGGACUAUACAGUUGGAGAACAGCCAGCCAGCCGAAUUACUUGGCGACAGACCUCGGCCCCCAGUAUUGUCUGGGAAAGCUGAAAUACAGGAAAUGAUGGUUCAAGGGUCUCUUUACAGCGAAUUACAGCGGUUCUGCAAACAACGUGGGUUGACGCCGUUUGUUGUGCUUCUAGCUGCGUUCAGAGCAACGCACUACCGCCUCACCGGCUCAAAAGACGCUACAAUAGGAACAGCAAACGCCAAUCGAGAUCGAUGGCAACUCACAGAUAUGAUUGGAUUUUUCGUCAACUUGCAAUGUAUACGGAUCAAGAUCGAAGAAGAGUCGUUUGAAAAACUGGUUCGACAAGUUCAGGCGACGACGAAGGCUUCGCUGGAAAACCAAGAUGUCCCAUUUGAGAAGAUUGUCUCCAGUCUAAGGAACACCAGAGACAUUUCCCGUCAACCACUGGUCCAAAUUGUGUUUACCCUCCACUCCCAAUCAGACCUGGGGCAAUUCACUUUGGAGGGUAUUGAAACAGAACAUAUGGAUCCACCACCAUCGGCAAGAUUCGAUCUUGAAUUUCACUUUACCCAAGAAGAUGACCGCCUAAGAGGCGAAGUUGCGUUUUCAACCGACCUUUAUCAUUCGAAAACUAUCAGUAGUAUGAUGUCGCUCUUCCGGACAGUACUUGAACAAGGCCUCAAGGAGCCCGAAACUGCCCUCGAAACAUUAUCAUUGAUGACUCAUGACGACUACUCGAUGCUCAAAGAUUUUGGUCUGCUCCAUAUUCAUCAGACUGAUUAUCCUCGAGAGUCGAGCGUUGUUGACAUAUUUCGUCAGCAAGCCGCCGCGUUUCCUGACAGAGUAGCUGUCAAAGAUGCUAAAACCCAACUGACAUAUGCUCAGUUGGACCAGAAGUCUGAUGAACUUUGUUGGUGGCUAAGCGCACAAUCAUUUGCGAAUGAGAAACUAGUUGGCGUGUACGCAGGACGUUCUUGCCAGACUAUUAUUGGUUUCCUGGGUAUCCUGAAGGCCAACCUGGCCUAUGUUCCACUCGAUGUCCGGAGCCCAGCGGGUCGCGUGGAAACUAUACUUUCAUCCAUCGAAGGCCUUAAGCUCGUUCUACUUGGACCUAAUAUCCAGCCCCCACCCAUGCAAUUGGACAAUGUCGAAUUUGUUAGCAUUCAGGAAGUUCUGCAGCAGCUUCGAAUCAAAUCUAAGGAUCACAACGAACUCACAUCUACCUUGCCUUCUGCCACGAGUCUUGCCUAUGUCAUGUUCACUUCCGGCUCCACGGGAAAACCCAAAGGGGUCUUGAUCGAGCAUCGUAGCAUAACACGUCUGACGAAGCAAAAUGAUAUUGUGAAACACUUCCCUACCGCUGGCAUCAUGGCUCAUAUGGGUAAUAUUGCUUUCGACAUUACAACGUGGGAGAUAUUUACUACUCUUUUGAAUGGUGAGACGCUGGUAUGUAUAGAUAAUACGACCGUGCUGAACAACAAUGAUCUGGCCGACAUCUUCACCAAGGAAAAAGUUCAAGGCGCCAUUUUCACACCGGCUCUUUUCAAGCAGUGCCUCCUUGAAACGCCAGCUAUUGUUGCUCAGUUAGAUCUGCUUCUUGUUGGUGGUGAUCGAGUGGACGCGCAAGAUCUUUUUGCAGCGCGUGCAAUCAUGAAAGGCCAGAUUAUCAACGCCUAUGGACCCACGGAAAACACAGUGAUAAGCACAUUUUACUGCCUGCCGGAUGAUGAGAAGUGUGUUAACGGAGUUCCCAUCGGUCAAGCUAUAAGCAAUUCAGGCGCAUACGUUGUGGAUUCACAACUGCGUCUUGUUCCCAUGGGGGUCAUCGGCGAGCUUAUCGUCACAGGUGAUGGUCUGGCAAGGGGAUACACCAGCUCUCAGCAAGACUUAGGUCGUUUCGUCCCAAUAAUGAUUGAUGGACGGCGGGUCAAAGCUUAUCGGACUGGAGACUAUGUCCGUUAUCGACCUGUGGAUGGCCAAAUGGAAUAUUUCGGGAGAAUAGAUGCACAAGUUAAGGUUCGAGGCUAUCGCAUCGAGCUUGGAGAGAUUGAAGGUGUACUACGUAGCCAUUCCUCUGUGACCGACGCCGUGGUCGUCUCACGGCAACAUAAUGAGCAGGCUACUCAGCUAGUAGCUUUUGUCUCCAUCGUUGAAGAUGGAAAAGAGCCGGAUCGCCUUAUGGAAUUAGAUAAUGAGGAUGAAUUGCAGCACGUCGAACUAUGGGAAAAUCUCUUCGACUCGGACAAAUACACCACUGUCGAUGAAGUGCGACUAGAGACGAUCGGAAGAGACUUCACGGCUUGGACCUCGAUGUAUGAUGGGAGUGUGAUUGAUAAAGCGGAGAUGAAUGAGUGGCUUGACGAUACCAUUAUUUCAAUACUCAACGGCAGAGACCCUGGCAACGUUUUAGAAUUAGGAACCGGCACAGGAAUGGUUCUAUUCAACUUAAUGGGCGGGCUGCAGAGUUAUGUCGGUCUAGAGCCGACCGCCAAAGCAAUAGAUUUUGUCAACAAGAUAUCCAGGUCAAUACCUGCUCUUGCGGACAAGGUUUAUAUGCAAAAGGGUACGGCAGCAGAUAUAGGUCAGUUGGAGAGGCUCAACUCGCCCAACCUUGUCGUCAUCAACUCGGUCGUCCAGUAUUUUCCAUCUCAAAAUUAUCUUUUCAAGGUUGUAGAAGAUAUUGUUCGACUGGAGGGUGUCGAGACAAUCUUUUUUGGCGACGUUCGAUCAUAUGCUCUGUACGACGAGUUUAGGGUCACCAAAGCCUUGCGUCUUCUUGGAAAAACGGCAAGCAAAGGUGAAAUCCAACGACAAAUGGACGAGGCAGAAAGAGUUGAGCAAGAGUUGCUUGUUGACCCCGCCUUUUUCACUGAUUUACCAAGUCAGUUCCCUAAGAUCGUUGAGCAUGUCGAAAUCCUGCCUAAGAAGAUGGAAGCAAAUAAUGAGCUCAGUUGUUACCGAUAUGGCGCUGUCUUGCACAUGAAGGACAACCGCCACCCGCAGCAGAUAUACAAAAUCGACGGAGACGAGUGGGUCGAUUUCAUGGAAUCAAAUCUCGAUGUUCCAUCGCUGCUACUAUUACUCCAACAGUGUUCUCCGAGAUCAUCAAUUGUAGCUGUUGCCAAUAUUCCACACAAGAAGACUAUUCUUGAAAGAUACGUGGUCAAUGCAUUAGCAAAUGGGACAGAACACGUCGAUCGCGAGUGGUUUCCUUCCGUCGCUGAAGAGGCUCAAAGAAGGCACUCACUUUCCGCGGUCGACUUGGAGGAGCUCGCUCGACUGGCGGGCUGGCGGGUCGAAAUCAGCUGGGCUCGACAGCGUUCCCAGCAUGGCGGCCUUGACGCUGUUUUCCAUCACUAUCAGUCAAUAUUCAAGGGCAGUAGGGUUUUGUUUGAUUUUCCAACCGAUAAUUCGGACGGACGAUCUCGUUCCCUAAGCAGCCGACCUUUGAGACAGCGGUUGACGCAGAAGAUUCAGAGUCAGCUCCAGGACCGACUACGGGACCAAUUACCUUCUUAUAUGAUACCUCAGAAAAUUACAGUUCUGGAAAAGAUACCGGUUACCGAGAAUGGUAAAGUAAAUCGUCAAGCGCUUGCCGAGAGUGUCCCAAAGUUCGUACUUCCGCGAAAAACAAAACAGCAGCCAGCAUCUUAUAUGGAGCGGCAGCUGCAACGCAUAUGGGGCCAGGUUCUAUACAUCGAUCCGGCCACAAUCGGACUCGACGACAGCUUCUUUCAGCUUGGAGGCGACUCAAUUAUGGCUAUGAAGGCUGUGGCUGAGGCUCGUAAGGUUGGCAUUGAACUUGCUGUGGCGGAUAUCUUUAAGUACCCUACACUUGCCACACAGGCUCUAUCACGAACGAUCAUGACAAACGGUCACACAGAUAUAAUACAACCAUUUGCACUUCUUGAGAGCAAUCAAGAAUGUGAAGACAUCUGCAAAGAGUUAGCCUUGCUUUGUAAUACUGGUGCAUCGUCGAUUGAGGACGCAUACCCUUGUACGCCGCUUCAGGAGGGCUUGAUAUCACUGACGGCUAAACGAUAUGGCGAAUAUGUCAUGAAGGCUGUUUUACAGAUAUCCGAGCACGUCGAUAUUGCUUGCUACAAAGCAGCGUGGGAGGAAGUAGUCGCUUCCACGCCAAUCCUACGCACUAAGAUCGUUCAGCACGAGAAGUUCGGUUUGACCCAAGUCGUCUGCAGAGAAUGUCUCAAGUGGACCGAGAACCAAGACCUCGAAGAACACCUCGAAAGCGAUAGCUUGGAACCAAUGGAGCUUGGCAAUGACCUAUCGCACUUCGCAAUCGUCAGCAAAGAAGAUGCUAGCACGCCACGCUGGCUUGUAUGGACGAUACAUCACGCUCUGUACGAUGGUUGGUCACUUCCACGCAUCAUCAACCUCGUCGAUGACGUGUAUAGGGGCAAACGCACCACUAGCAAACCUGCAGGAUUCAAUACAUUUGUCAAGCAUGUACUUCAGAUCAGGGACAUCAAUGCUGAGGCAUAUUGGCGGUCGUAUUUGACCAACGUCGAGUUCAACCAGUUUCCAGCGCUGCCAACAUCAGUCCAAGAGCCGAUGGUCAAUGCUGUGUUUGAGACAAGGCUUGCAUCAAAUAUCAGAUCAGAGGUGACAAUGUCAACCAUGAUCCGCGGUGCACUAGCUAUCCUCAUUGCCCAGUACGUGAACUCUGUAGACGCUACCUUCGGUACGGUCGUGUCCGGCCGAAACGCAUCAGUAACUGAUAUCGAAACCAUUCUCGGACCAACAAUUGCCACAAUACCCGUGAGAGUGCAGGUGCAACGGAAGCAGACUGUUCUGGAUUACCUACGAACAAUACAGAAACAAGCUACAGAAGUGAUCGAGUUUGAGCAGACGGGCUUGCAGCGAAUCGCAAACGUGGAUGAGAAUGCUCGCCGGGUAUGUGGCUUUCAGACACUCCUCGUGAUACAGCCACAAGAGGAUGAGCAACCUGAAGAGGCUAGACUUGGAACCUGGCGGUCUUCAAACAUACAGCAAGGACUCAACAGUACAUAUGCAUUUGUAUUGGAGUGCUCUCUAGGAGCCGGUGAAGUAAGAGUGAAAGCAAGCUUUGAUUCCAGGAUCAUCAGCACAUCACAAGUGGAAAAUUUGACCCAGCAACUAGGUCUUGUCUUGGAGCAGUUUGCAGAUAUAAAGCCGGACCAACUUGUCGAAGACAUUAAUACUCUCACAACCACCGAUGAAGCAAAGAUAUGGGAGUGGAACAAGACCGUACCAGAGGCUGUCGAAAGCUGUCUACAUGAUCUUAUCAGCAAACAAGCAGAGCUUCGUCCAGAUGCAUUAGCAGUUAAUGCCUGGGAUGGAGACCUGACGUAUCAAGAGCUAGAGAGCUUUUCCACGAAGCUAGCAUGGUAUCUGGUUGAUCUGGGGGUUGGCCCUGGAACUAUCGUACCACUGUGUUUUGAGAAGUCGCUGUGGAUAGUAGUAGCGAUAUUGGCAGUCUCCAAGACCGGCGGCGCGUUCUUACUGAUCGAUCCGGUCCAAGCAGUGGAUCGAAGGAAUCGAAUGAUCGAGGAGACCAGUGCGAGAAUUGUCUUGUCCUCUGCCCGAAACCAAGAGCUCAUGGACAGAGCUGAUUGCAGGAAUAUUUGUGUAAGCUCUGACAUGGUAUCGGCUCUCCCUCAGCCGACAGACAAGACUGUCCACGACAUCAGAGGCAGCUCUCAAUCUCGUGUUAGCCCGGAAUCAGCCGCUUAUGUCAUGUUCACGUCCGGCAGCACUGGGCAACCCAAGGGCGUGCUGGUUGACCAUCGUGCAGUGAGUACCAGUUGUUUUUAUCAAGGACAAAGGAUAGGCUUCAAUACAGAGACUCGAACACUACAGUUCUCGUCAUAUACUUUUGACGCCUGUAUUAUGGAGAUCGCGACGACACUUCUGUUUGGAGGAUGUAUCUGCAUCCCAUCCGACACCGACAGGUUGGCCGCUAUGGAGGAGAGUAUCGAUCGCAUGGGUGUCAAUCUGUGCUUCUUAACACCAACAGUUGCUCGGCUCCUGAGACCAGAUCGAGUUCCUUCUCUGACAACAAUCAUUUUGGGGGGUGAGAAGGUUUCAAAUGAUGACUUCUGCCGAUGGGUUCCAAGUUCUACAGCGUUCAACGGAUAUGGACCUACAGAGUGUACAAUCUUCUCCUCCAUUGGCGAUGCGAGUACUCACCAAAAAGAAGCGUUGUGUAUAGGACGCGCUGUAGCAUCAGUAUCGUGGAUCGUAUCGCCAGAGGACCAUAACCGCUUAGUACCUGUAGGCGCAGUAGGCGAGCUCCUCGUUGAGGGCGUAACCCUGGCACAAGGUUACAUCAACCGUCCCCUCGAAACCGCGACCGCUUUCAUCGAGAAUCCAACCUGGUUGCUCCGUGGGGCCCACGACCAGUGCAACCGAAGUGGCCGGCUCUAUAAGACAGGGGAUUUGGUUCGAUAUAGUGAAAAUGGAACCCUGAUCUUUCUUGGCCGCAAGGAUACACAAGUCAAAAUUCGAGGUCAGCGCGUCGAGCUAAGCGAAGUUGAAUAUCAGGUACAAGAGUGUACAUCUUUCCUUGGCCCAGUAGUCGCAGAAGUAACGGAGCUAGAGGCAGAACAAAAUCGGCCGGUGUUGUCAGUAUUCUUACAAACAGAAGAUGGCAUCGAAAGCGAGCGCGGGAUAUCGAGCUCGAUACGAUUGGCAUCAAAUACGAAUGAAGACAUCGAACUAGUGGGGUUGAGCCCGGAAGUCCAGGCAGCUCUCUCACAGCGAUUGCCGGCAUACAUGAUACCGAUGCUGUAUUUCCGACUCAGCAAGCUACCACUGACUGCAUCCGGUAAGGUAGACCGACGAAAGCUGCGUGAGGUUGCGUCAGCGCUGUCACCGCAGAAGCUUGCAGAGUUGCAGGCGGUAGCUAAGAGAGAUAAGCGGCCGCCGCGGACACAGACAGAACAAACUCUGCAGCACUUGUGGGCACAGAUUCUUGAUAUCAGCGUGGAAAUUAUUGGGAUAGACGACAGUUUCCAUGGGCUGGGAGGUGACUCUAUCACCGCCAUGAAGCUUGUUGUAGCGGGCCGAAAGGCUGGGAUCAUGCUGGCCGUGAUGGACGUAUUGAAACAUGGUACCCUCGCAGCCCUGGCUGCGUAUCAAGACCAAAAGGUCCCGGAAACACGAUCUAACUUCUCGGUAAAGCCCUUUUCUCUACUGGAUCAUGCUGCUAAGGACCAGAUUAUCCACUCAUCCAGACCACUCAUGGUGCCUGAGGAGGUUGUCGACAUGUACCCUGCGACUGACUUUCAGAAUGACGUGAUCAAAUUGAGUAUGCAAUGGCCCCGACAAAGCUUGAACUACAUUUUCAUCGAUUUCGGCUUGGAUUUGGACCUCGAUCGUCUUAGAGAUAGCUGCCUCGGUAUCGUGGAACGUUUUUCAUUGCUUCGUUCAGUAUUUUCACACUUCCAAGGGACAUAUUUCCAGGUCACCCUAAAGCAGAUACCUCUGCAGUUUUCUGUCAUCGAUGUUACCGAAGACCUCGCCUCGGCUUCUCACAGCAUCUGUCUUGCCGACACGGAAAUCGGAUUUCAACUUAAUCGUGCGCCAACGUUAUUCAUGCUCGUCCGGAACAUGUCUCAGGGUAGCAGGUUGGUGGUCAGGUUGUCACACACUCAGUACGACGGCUUCUGUCUACCUGUUCUGAUCACGUCUCUGCUGGACUCAUACCAGGGCAAUGUUCUACGACCUGUAACGGACUUCUCGGAAUUCGUGUGGCGCAAGCACUCUCAGCGAGCUAUCUCAUCAGCCUAUUGGCAACGCCUCCUUCGCGGAUCGGUUAUGACACAGAUUUCAGAAAUACUUGUUCCAGAGGCGAAUCGGGAGGCGCGACAGGCUAGUGUUCCAGAGAAAAUCAUCCUCGAGGACUUGAUAAGUAUACCUCAACUGCCAGAUGGAGUUACCUUGGCUUCCGUGGUCAGUUCCGCCUGGGCGGUUGUUCUGUCGGAGAUGACAGGGCAAAAAGACGUUGUAUAUGGCAGUCUUGUCUCUGGUCGAGAUGUUUCCAUGCCGGGGGUUGAAGACAUCGUAGGGCCCUGUGUGAACAUCGUCCCAGUCAGAGCACAGGUGUCCCCGAAAAAAUUCCCACAUGAACUUUUCCUGUCCAUACAAGACCAGAAUCUUGCUGCCCAAGAACACUCCUUCAGACUGGAAGACAUUCUAGAGCACAACACAAAUUGGUCAGCUGGCUCCGAAUUCAGUAGCGUCGUCCAGCAUCAGAACAUUGAUGAAAACCCCGAAUUCCACCUGUCCGGAAGUUCGAUCAGAUUGGGCUGGUUUGAUAAUCCGUACCAUCUCCCCCCAAGACUUGCCAUCAUGACUUAUGCGAUCGAAGGCCGUGUCAAGGUCAGACUUCUCGCCAACAGCCAUAUCGCAUCGGUUGCCAUCGCAGAGACACUGCUCUCCAGCCUGUGCAGAACAAUCAUCAAUCUCAUCACGAACCAACACAAACCGUUGUCUUCCUGCAGGCUGGAUCUGCGUCUAUCGUAGCCGCGGAUGUAUGAAUCUGUGAAGUCUGCUCGUCGAGUUUUGUUGGAAAGCUGACGAAUUGGACGCCGAGGCCAAAAGCUACGAGGGGCUCCAUUCUACCAUGCCAAGGAAAGUGGAGCGCUUCAAAUUGAGAGAUAUCAUUUUGAUCGUUUGACCACUGCACAGAGUAUUUGAGGUAAUGAUAAUUGGUAGGGUAAUAUGAAGUCAACUUAGAGAAAAUGAAGAACGGCAAGAAUUUAAACGAGGUGUAAAGCGGAUGAAAUGUUGUUAAUAGCAAAUAACCUCUCAGGUUGGAGUAAAUCAACACCUAUUGUUUUGUCAAAGAAUACUUGACGUUUAGUUCCUAGUUCAAUUGAAGCCGUCGUUAGAGCAGAUAUGGAAAGAUGGGAACUGACAGGUGGGCCGAUUGGGCAGAUAAAAACGAAAGCCCCGACCGCACCAUGACAAUUUAACAGUUUCAGGUUCACGAG